Molecule: messenger RNA, 1509 nt
Organism: Emiliania huxleyi CCMP1516
Lineage: Eukaryota; Haptophyta; Isochrysidales; Noelaerhabdaceae
Exons: 4
Coding region: 1-1509 (502 amino acids)
Source: RefSeq, a predicted model, not a curated record
AUGGCCGCCCGACCCGCCACGGGCAUCGCUGCGCAGCUCGAGGAGCUGCAGCGCAAGUACCGAAUCAUGGAGUGCGACCGCAAGUCGUACGCGGAGGAGGUGGAGGCCGUGCUGCGCAAACAAAAGCUGCAAAACGAGAAGCUGCGCCGUGAGAGCCAAUCUCUCAAGGCGGAGCUCUCUCUGGAGGCGCGCGCCGCGUCGGCGAGCGAAACUGCGGUGGCCUCCGUCAAGGAGACGCAGGUGCGGGACCUGAUCAAGGAGGUGGGGAGGCAGAUCGACGCGGAGAAGCAGCGGGGAGAGAAGCUUGACGCCCGGCUCAAGUCUCUCCGUGACCGUUCGCUGCAGGAGCGCAAGGAGAUGGGUGGACACAACGCACCGGCCGAGCACACCAUGUCCACGGACAAGUGCAUCAAGGCGCUCGAGCGCAGGUUGCACCAAUCUCUGAUCAAGUUCAACGAGGCGAUCACCGCCAACAAGGAGCUGCGGGCGCAGAUUGACGACCUACGGCGCGAGCGAGUCGUCUUUGACGGGGUGCACAGGCGGAUGCAGAACGAGCUGGCCGAGCGGAAGCGGCGGAUGGCCGACAUAAUUGAAGCGGCCAAUGCCGCCUUUGAGGCGCGCGAUAAGGCGCAUGGCAGCGCCGCCUCGCUUCGACUCAUCGCGGAGCGUGAGCAGCUUGACUUUGAAGCGCAGUGGAAGAAGAUGGGGCUGCAGGCGCGCUAUCGGAGCGCGCCCCAAGCCGCUGUCGCAGAAGAAGCUCGGCGGGGGCUGGCAAGCGUGGGUCGCAUCGAGCCGUACGAGGAGGCGUUCUCGCAGAUUCGCAGCGCGACCGGCAGCUCGGACAUUGACGCGUUGGUGGAGGCCUUCAUCGCCAAAGAGGACGCCAACUUCAAGGCGUACAACUACCUGAACGCCCUCGCGGCCGAGGUGGAGAGGAGCGAGGAGGCGGUUGCCGCGCUGCACGGCGAGGCGGAGAGCUUCCGCGGCGCCGAUCGCGGCGCAAGCUCACAGCGCAGGCGGCUGGUGACGGAGCUGUCCGACCAGGCCGCCGAGGGCGAGGCCAAGGCGGAGCAGCUGUCGGAGUCGAGCCGCAAGCUCAGCGGCGCCAUCAGCUCGAUCUGCAAGAUUGCGCACCGACUCGUGGGCAGGACCUGCAGCGACAGGGACCUCAACAAGAUUGGCGGCUGCGACGAAAACUCCCUGAUGCUGUUCAUGGGGAUGAUUGAGCACGCGGCAAACGAGACGCUCGGCCCCGCCGCUCUGGACGCGAGCGCCGGCGCUCCACGCGGCGGGCCGUCUGCAAAGGCGGUGACGUCGACCAUGGUGCUCGGUGCGGAGAGGCUCCACUCCGACUCGGACGAAGAGGCGGGAGUGCCACUUUCCCGCAACGAGCUGCAGCUGCGAACGAUGAGAGGCAUCGAGAGGCGCGAAGCGAAGCCGGCCGCGAGCAGGCGCGGAAGCGAGGCGGGCCAGCAGCGGCGGCAGCCCAAGGGGCAUCGCGGAUGUUGA